Molecule: messenger RNA, 1277 nt
Organism: Erigeron canadensis
Lineage: Eukaryota; Viridiplantae; Streptophyta; Magnoliopsida; Asterales; Asteraceae
Product: protein OSB2, chloroplastic-like
Exons: 5
Coding region: 69-1037 (322 amino acids)
Biological process (GO): positive regulation of helicase activity; mitochondrial DNA replication
Cellular component (GO): mitochondrial nucleoid
Molecular function (GO): single-stranded DNA binding
Source: RefSeq, a predicted model, not a curated record
UAAAGACUCUAAAAUCACUCUCCUUAUCUUCUUUAACAUCAAACACAAAAAACAAAAAGUUUUCAAGCAUGGCUUCAACCCUGACCCAAAACUUCUUCACAAAACCCUUAAACAACCCCAAAAUCCUAAACCCAGCCCGACCCGCAACCCAUUUCUUAUCUACACGUUCAAUCUCAGCUUCAUCUUUAGAUAAAAAGUAUAAAUCAAGAUUAUCUUUGAAUAUAAACAAUGCUCAUGUAAAAUCUUCAUCAUAUGAUUAUAAUAAUAAUUUCAAUAAUAAUAAUAAUGGGUUUAAUGGGCAGCAGUAUGAGUAUGAACAGGGUUUAAUGGAUAAUGGGCCAGUGUAUCCAAGGCCCACUGAGAUUCAAUGGAAAAAAGAAUUAUGUAAUUGUGUACAACUUAUUGGGAAUGUUGGUAAUGCUGUUGAGUUGAAGCAGUUAAGUUCUGGGAAAGUGGUUGCUUCGUGUCGUCUCGCGGUUAGGAAAUCGGCUACUGAUACUACUUGGAUCAACUUGACGUUUUGGGAUGAGAUGGCACAUAUUGCUUCUCGGCAUGUCGAGAAAGGAAAUCAAAUAUAUGUAUCAGGCCGUCUUGUUGCAGAUACAGUUGACAGUGAUGAUGGGAAGCAACAAACUUAUUAUAAGGUAGUUGUUCAGCAGCUGAAUUUUGUUGAGAAAACCCCGCUUCCACCAGCAUCUAAUGACGGAGGCUUCAACUACAAUUCCAACUCUAGCCCGACAACAGGUAGAAAGCAAAAUUAUAAUGCAAAUACCACAGGAUCCAUAGAGGAACUAUGGCAAGCAUAUUUUGCUAAUCCUGAUGAAUGGUGGGAUAAUAGGAAGAACAAGAAGAGCCCAAAGCAUCCAGAUUUCAAGCAUAAAGAUACCGGUGAAGCUCUAUGGGUCGAAGGAAGGUACAAUCCGUCUUGGGUUGAAUCUCAGUUAUCAGUAUUAGAUUCACGAAGGGAAUCUUUUCACAAUCAAAAUGCUAAUAUGCGCUCAAGUUCCAUGUUCGGAGAUAACUUGACGCCUUACUAACUUCUCUUUCUCGCCACCAUUAAAGUUCGAUUAUAUAUGAUCUAUGGAGUAAGUUCUGAAAUGGUUUUGGUUUACUCUAGUAUGCAAUGUUUUUGAUGGUUAGGUAUCUUUCUUUCUCCAGAUUCUAUUUUAAUAUCAAUGCAUUAUAGCUAGGCCUAUCUAUCAUUUGUAUAUAUAUAAGUAUAAAUUGACAAUACGAUUAUUCGGUAAAAAUAUCAAUGCAUUAUAGCUUGGCCUAUC